Messenger RNA from Ctenocephalides felis (cat flea), 660 nucleotides. Its product is annotated as probable 39S ribosomal protein L23, mitochondrial. Gene Ontology annotation, cellular component: mitochondrial large ribosomal subunit; ribosome. Bases 141 to 593 code for a protein of 150 amino acids. The record is from RefSeq and is a predicted model, not a curated record. The transcript has 3 exons. Gene Ontology annotation, molecular function: structural constituent of ribosome. Lineage: Eukaryota; Metazoa; Arthropoda; Insecta; Siphonaptera; Pulicidae. Gene Ontology annotation, biological process: mitochondrial translation.
GAUCUCCCAAUAACCUUAUUGCUCUACUAAAAAUAUAUAUAAUAAUCUCUGAUUUUGGGACAGAAAUAAUUUAAAUGUUUUAAAUAGCUUUCAAUAAAGAAUAACUAAUAUAGUAUCCAAUUAAUUAGUCUCCUGUCAGCAUGUCUACACGAUGGUACCCUCUUUAUCAAAGAGGCAAUCCACAGCUGAGAGUAUUCUUACCAAAUUUCUGGUUGAAAUUAAUAAGACCUGUUCAUGAACAACCACCAAAUGUUGUGCAAUUCGCCUGUUCCAUGCAAAUGACAAAAUACGAUAUAAAAAACUAUUUAGAAAAAAUAUACAAUGUUCCAAUCAUAGAUGUGAGAACAAGAAUUCAAUUAGGUAAAACUAAACGAGAUUUGAAAGGAUAUAUUGUAAAAGAAGAAGAUACUAAAUUAGCUUAUGUUACAUUGCCUAAAGAAGAAGUAUUUGAAUUUCCUAAUAUUUUCAAAAAAGAUGAAGAGAGUCAGUAUCAAGAAGAUAUGAAAAGUAUGAAUGAAUCAAAGAAACUUUAUAAAAAUUACCUUGAAAGAAAUAAAAAUUCACCCGGUACACCAGGAUGGUUUUCGUUUUAGUAUCAAUGUAAAAACAAGCAAGGAAUGGUAGAAAUAAAAAAUUAGAAUGAUUGAGAAUGCUACUUAC